Molecule: messenger RNA, 618 nt
Organism: Gloeophyllum trabeum ATCC 11539
Lineage: Eukaryota; Fungi; Basidiomycota; Agaricomycetes; Gloeophyllales; Gloeophyllaceae
Product: Nucleotidyltransferase
Exons: 7
Coding region: 1-618 (205 amino acids)
Biological process (GO): double-strand break repair via nonhomologous end joining
Cellular component (GO): nucleus
Molecular function (GO): DNA-directed DNA polymerase activity; DNA binding
Source: RefSeq, a predicted model, not a curated record
AUGGAGGAAAUUGGACGGGUUGUGGGGAGAGAGCUAGAGCAACUGCAGCCGGGAUGCGUGUUCACGAUCGACGGAGGAGGUUGGCGCGGAAAGCUGAUGAGCAACGACGUGGAUAUCGUGUUCACGCACCCCGAGGUCGAGAAGGUCAAGGGCCUUUGCGGACGGUUCGUAAAUCCUUUAUAUGAGCGAGGACUGGACUCACAUCCUGACAUUUCCAUAAACUUGUCUGGGUUCCAUGCCCAUAAACCGUUGCGUACCACGCACAGGGAUUCCCUGGAGAAGGCGUUGACGGUCUUCAUGCUGCCAGAAGACUCGCCCUUCGCCAGGGACUUUCCGCAGGGGAAAGGUGGGGAGGUGAAGAGGCGCGCUUUGCGGAGGAGGCUAGAUUUGAUCUUUGCGAUGCUGGAGCUCAUAUUAAGUAGGACGGGGUCGAUAAUGUUCCAGCGGGAUUUGAGGCAGUGGGCGACGGAUAAGAAGGGUUACAAGUUUGAUAGCUCUGGCAUAACCCGACGCAGGGAUUCGAAGCAGCUGUCCCCGAAGGCGGAGAAAGAUGUGAUUGAUUAUAAUCUGUUCGAGCUCGAGUGGGUGGACCCGACUUGGAGGAAUGCGGAUGUGUGA